Molecule: messenger RNA, 825 nt
Organism: Parastagonospora nodorum SN15
Lineage: Eukaryota; Fungi; Ascomycota; Dothideomycetes; Pleosporales; Phaeosphaeriaceae
Exons: 1
Coding region: 1-825 (274 amino acids)
Cellular component (GO): MBF transcription complex; SBF transcription complex
Molecular function (GO): transcription coactivator activity; protein binding
Source: RefSeq, a predicted model, not a curated record
AUGCGCACCGAAGAGUCAUUCUCGCAGCCCAAUGGCGUCGACAUGUCGAUGCGCGAUCUAGGCUCACCCACCGAGCCCAGCGAAUCCUUCUACCACCAGACCGGACACCAGAUCACGCUCCCUGAUGGCGAGGUACCGUCGGCGCUACCUCCGCUGCCACAUCCAGAUACCAAGAGCAGCGAGGAGAAGCAGGCGAUGCUGACCGACCUCUUCGCCGACCAGACGCGGACAGACUUUACCCACCACCCAGCGAUACUACAUCUAUCAGGUGCCGACCUUGACAUGCCCAUCGACAACAGCGCCAACACUGCACUACACUGGGCCGCCACCCUGGCCCGCGUAUCACUCAUGCGAUUGCUCGUCUCCAAGGGCGCAAACAUGUUCAGAGGCAAUGCAGCCGGCCAAACGCCCCUGAUGAGCGCAGUAUCAGUCAAUAACAGUCUGGACCACAGCUGCUUCCCCGAGACACUCGAGAUCUUGGCACCUCUCAUCGAGCUGCGCGACACCCAGGGUCGGACCAUUCUCCACCACAUCGCAGUCACGUGCGCUAUCAAGGGCAGGGCAGCGUCGAGCAAGUACUAUCUCGAAGCCCUGCUAGAGUACCUAGUCCGCAGCAACAUCGGCGCCAGCCAAGCAAUUUCGUUCCAGGACAACUAUCCCAAGCCUAUUGGACUUAUGCGAUUCAUGCAGGAGAUGGUGAAUGCUCGCGACAAGGCUGGCAACACCGCGCUCAAUCUUGCAGCACGCAUCGGCAACCGCAACAUCAUUUCCCAGCUCAUGGAGGUCCAAGCUGAUCCCACCAUCCCAAAUCACAAGGGGAACUAG